This is a messenger RNA of Gekko japonicus, 559 nucleotides long. Its product is annotated as microtubule-associated proteins 1A/1B light chain 3C-like. Bases 127 to 492 code for a protein of 121 amino acids. Lineage: Eukaryota; Metazoa; Chordata; Lepidosauria; Squamata; Gekkonidae. Gene Ontology annotation, biological process: autophagy of mitochondrion; macroautophagy; autophagosome assembly. The transcript has 4 exons. Gene Ontology annotation, cellular component: cytosol; autophagosome; autophagosome membrane. The record is from RefSeq and is a predicted model, not a curated record. Gene Ontology annotation, molecular function: ubiquitin protein ligase binding.
UCUCCUUGUCGCUGUUUAGGAAGAACUUGUAUAAAUUUGUUACUGAAGGCAUAUCGAGGUUCGUUGUUUCUUGUCCUGUUCUCCCCCAAAAGGGGGCUUUUUCCCGUCUGUACCUUACUACGUAAGAUGGACCCGCGCCCUCCAUUCAAAAACAGAAAACCCUUUGCCUGUAGGAAGAGUGAAGUGGCUUCUAUUCGUCUCAAGUUUCCCAACAAACGACCGGUGAUCCUGGAGCGCUAUCCCAAGGAGAAAAUAUUGCCGGUAAUGAACAAGGUCAAAUUCCUUGUUCCGGAAGACCUCACUAUGGGCCAGUUUGUCUCGAUUAUCCGAAACAGAAUGUCCAUUGGCUCCACACAAGCCUUCUACUUCCUGGCUGAUAAUAACCGCAGUAUGGUUAACAUGUCAGCCACCAUGUCUGAAGUGUACUCGAGGUACAAAGACGAAGACGGCUUCCUGUACAUGACCUACGCCUCGCAGGAGACGUUUGGCUGACAGCACUUGAGCUGUUCAGGGGGUCAUGAUUUGGUUGAAAUCGGUUUCUGCCUCUCUGACCACACCA